Molecule: messenger RNA, 445 nt
Organism: Spodoptera littoralis (African cotton leafworm)
Lineage: Eukaryota; Metazoa; Arthropoda; Insecta; Lepidoptera; Noctuidae
Source: the annotation of a GenBank genome assembly
AUGAGCAGGAAUGAGACAGAAAGACUGGUAAGAUUUUCGUUUUUAGUGAAAAGAAAAAUAUUUUCAUUGCAUUUACUUAUUAUAAUAAUUCAUUCAAUUAUUCUAAAACAGAGGAACACAAAAAAACUCGCCAAGACUUAUAAAACAAACGGAAUCACGUUAGAGUUUUUUGAAAUACCUAAAAUUAAAGAAGAAGCCGAAGAAGCCAUGUUGAAGGAGCAUUACCAUGAAUCUGUAAAACCCUAUACAGCGUUUUUAGAAGCCACAAGGGCAAAGAACUUUGAUUCGGUUGAAAUGCGUUUUCCGACCAUAGCAGAAGAAUAUCCAAAAGACAAUGCAUUUACUCAAAAAAGGGCCAAAAAAUUAAUCGCAGGUGGAAUCCAAUUCUAUGAUAGAUGAAGAUAAAACUGUUCCUUUAAAUUAUAAAAUAUAACAAUACGGACAC